Cotesia glomerata is the source of this 1225-nucleotide messenger RNA. It is a transcript of the gene Mrm2, whose product is annotated as rRNA methyltransferase 2, mitochondrial. The transcript is spliced from 3 exons. The coding region runs from base 403 to 1137 and encodes 244 amino acids. NCBI's taxonomy places the organism in Eukaryota, Metazoa, Arthropoda, Insecta, Hymenoptera, Braconidae. The record is from RefSeq and is a predicted model, not a curated record. Gene Ontology annotation, cellular component: mitochondrion. Gene Ontology annotation, biological process: RNA methylation. Gene Ontology annotation, molecular function: rRNA (uridine-2'-O-ribose)-methyltransferase activity.
AUACUGCAAUUCAGAAAUGGGAACAGUGUCUGGUGUUAGACGGCUUCAAAAGAUGUCAAUAGUGUACUUUAGCUGAGUAUGAAAAAAGUUGUUUUUUAAAUUUACCACACAAUAUAAUAAGUAGUGAUUCAAUAAUAAAAAUUAAUCACUGUCAGUUUAUCUGUAUUAUUUAAAUAUCUACAAUACGUAAUUGUAAAUAUAAUAAUUUGUAGAUUUAUGUUAUAAUAAUCCGUACAUGAGAGAAUAGCGUGAAAUUCGAUUCUAACCUAUAAUUGUUAGAAAAAACACCUUUCGAUAACAAGCAAAAUACCAGUUUGGAGUGUCAAAUUACGUACUAAAUUUUUCAAUUUAAAUAUUUCAUGUGCAAGUGAUUUUAACAAAUGAAACAAGGAGUAAUUUAAAAUGGAAUUUAAAAGUUUUUUGACCGCAAGAAGUUUUUCAAGUUGUAAAGUCUUGUGUAAAGCCGUACCAAAUAAUUUAAAAGGUAAGAAAGCUGAUUCUAAAAAAUGGUUAAUCAAGUAUAUUCAAGAUCCAUAUGUCGAAAAAGCAAGACAAGAAAAUUACCGUUGUCGUAGUGCAUUUAAAUUAUUAGAAAUAAACGACCGUUUUAAGAUAUUAUCACCUGGUUUGUGUGUUGUUGAUUGUGGUGCUGCACCUGGUAGCUGGACACAAGUAGCUGCUAACUUGACAAAUGCCGCGGGUAAAUUACAAGAUACACCUCUGGGUAGUGUUUAUGCAAUCGAUAGAUUGCCAAUACAUCAUAUCGAAGGUGCUACUUUAAUUGGCAACUUAGAUUUUACCACUAAAGAAGCCCAAACUAAACUACGUCAACUGUUAAAACAGCCAGUUGAUGUUGUGCUGUCAGAUAUGGCACCUAAUGCAACUGGAAUACGGGAUAUUGAUCAUGACCAAAUCAUUGGGUUAGCUUAUGCUGCUAUGAAAUUUGCUGUUGAAAUGUCUAAAGUCGAUGGUACAUUUAUCGUUAAACUUUGGGACGGUAGUAAAUCCCCGCAAUUCGAGAAAGAUGUGGCAAGAUUUUAUAAGUCCAUAAGAAUUGUUAAACCAGAUGCUACUAGAGAUGAAUCGACUGAAAAAUAUAUUCUAGCUAGGGGAUUUAAAGGUCUCAAAAUAAGUUAACGUAAUAUAUUUAUAAAAUAUGAGAAAAACAAACCCAAAACUCGAUUUCUAUUUGGUGAAUAAAAAUUAUAAUAAAUUUAACAAUUUU